AAAUGUCAAUUUGUGCAUGGUAUUAGCCUGGAAACUCGACAAACUAAAAGUUGAGUCAUUUCCCGUGGUAUUAUGACAACAUUCACGUGGAUAGUGUAUCACAUCAUAGCUUUCCGUCUUAUCUGCAUAUUUCCUUCAAGAUAAACAAAACAUCAAUCGUGGUCAGUGCGUCAAGAGCAACACUGACCUUAACAUGAGUGCGUUUAGCAUAAUUAUCUUCGGUAUUGUGUCAUAUAUGCUGUUUAUUAACAACAAUUGCAGUGCUACAAUUAUCAGUUCAGUACAAAUUAAAAACGGUAGCUUAGUAAGAUCUCAUUGGCAUGGAGUUAGUAGUCUUACUCGUGAACGAUUCAAUAUUUCUGGUAUUAUUUCGUCAGAGAGUGAAACAAAUUUUCUUCGGUUGAGCAAAGUAGAUUGUCUAGGUUUGGGUAGUGCAAUUGCAAGCACUCUGCAUUGGUUUUUUGUUGGUAGUUGCAAGGAUUGUGACAAUUUGAAUGUAAAGUUUUACUUGUCAUCGAGAAGGCAACGCCAUCGAGUCGAGGUUUUAGUUGGAAGGCAAUUUGGCUUGGAAUGGACAGACUUUCAAAUGAACCGAAGAACUGUUCUUAUUGUUCAUGGGUUUUUGUCUCAUGGCAAUGAAAUGUGGAUUAAAACUAUGGAAGAUGCAUUCCUUUUGUGGGGUGACGUUAAUGUAAUUGUUGUUGACUGGAGUGCUGGAGGAAACUCCUGGAAUUAUUACAAGGCUGUUGUAAAUACCAGGAUUGUUGGAGACAAAAUCACCAGAUUUUUAGGACAGAUAGUUAACACUACACUGGCUAGUGGAAAUAUACACCUAAGUCAAUGGGGCCCCCUGCACUUGGUGGGCCAUAGCCUGGGGGCUCACAUUUGUGGUUUUGUAUGUCAUAACUUUAAUCCUGUGCAAAAAAACUGGUUAAUACAACGAGUAACUGGUUUAGAUCCUGCACAGCCAUGUUUUACUACAAAAGAUCUUGCUAUGAAAUUGGAUAGAACGGACGCGCCCUUUGUUGAUAUUAUUCAUACAAACGGUCGCCUGUUAUCACACUUAGGGCUCGGAUUACCGACACCGAUAGGUCAUGUUGAUUUUUAUCCAAAUGGUGGCAUGAAGCAGCCCGGUUGUGAUUCGAUGAUGGGCUCUUCCUUUUUUAACUUCUUACCUAUUUCGAACUCGAAAAUCCAAGAAACAAUAUGCAGCCAUGGACGCUCCUACGCAUAUCUAAUAGAAUCAUUAUUCUCUGCGGUAACGAAUAAUUGCACUUUUUGGGCACAUCCCUGGGACAUGACAUACAGAGGCGCUCUGAAAGUUUUGAGCCAAACUUGUGGUCCAAACAAUUGUACUGAAAUGGGCAUCAGAGCUGAGAAUUAUUCACAACGAGGCAUCUUUUAUGUUGCUACUGCCGAACAUCCACCGUUUUGUGUGGGUGAUACUGCUAUUAAUCAGAAUCAACUGAUUUACCUCGCAGAAGAUCUGGCUGGGCAAUUGGAAGAUUGAUGAAAAUAUUUUGGGAGGAGAAAGAAUUUCAAAAGUUUCAACUAUGUGAGAAAUACAAGUAGAUUUAUGCUUUCCUUGAUAUGCAUUUCAAAAAUUGACGACCUGUUGAAUAACCAUGUAUUACAAUGAUAUAUUAAAGUUCGUAUAAUUAAAUUUCAUUCCUGCAAUCAUCGCGAAACAUGUAUCAUUUUUGGUUCACCUUGUAGUCACAAUGAACCUUAAAGUUUCAACCCUGCAUUCCACUCUUCAUCAAUGGCAUGCUAGAUAUUCCUUCUCCUAUAACGUUUUCGCAUCUACAGUAAAAAAGUUGUGUGCAAAUAGAAUGAGUUAUUGACCAAGCUAAAUCAAAUAUAAGGUAAAGUCGAACAAAAUAUAAAAUAUAAUGUGGUCAUUUAUCAAACUUAUAAAAAAUUAUAACGGUAUUCCUUACCAUCUCGACAGACGAGAUUGAUGCAACGAACAGAUAAGUAAAAUAGAAAAAGCAGUUACUACAUUCUUGCUUGAUUUCUGGAAUGCUUGCGUUUCUUUGCGUAAGUAACAAAAUUAUCACCAAUUAUUAUCAUUACCAUUAAAAUGAAAUAAGUGUUAACGUAGUUCCCUCGACUGUUCCAUAGAUGAUAAAUGAUAUUAAAUAUUGAGAACGGCCUUUUUUAAUAUUUAUCAUGGUGAACAUUUAUAAAGUAAGUGAUAGUUUUAUCUGUUAUAUCUUCUACGAAAUUUACAUCUUGCGAUGACUCAUGUGUUCAAAUUGGAAGUGUUUAAAAGAAGCAGAAGUCUAAUAUUUCAUAUCAUAUUGAUCGGUAGGAAAAACUUGGCUAGGUGAUUUAAUAUUCCUGCUAUGACUAUUAGGUGAUACCGCUGAUGAUAAGAAUGAAUUCAACUCAAAAACGAUCUGAAAUGGGAAUCAAACCACUAAUGGUGAAUUAACGACCAAGGAAAGAAUUCCAAGAUUAUAUCGAGCACGUAUCGAACAUAUCGGUAAAUAAAUGCUUUUAUUGACUUACUUUAUAAAAACAUGCCUGUUCAUCUUAAAUAACCACGUAUUAUCACACUACAUUAAGAAUAUUUACAAUUAAAUUUCGCAUUUUUCUUUCUCUUUCUUUUAUCGAUUAAUUAUUAUAUACAGUAUAUAUUUUUUGGUUCAGUUUGUCUUUUACGUUACAUGUAUUUAAACCGCGUGUACAUAUGCAUACUAAACGAAUUACAAUUAUUAUUAUAAUUAUAUUAUUGUUAUACAAAUUAUUGUCAACCUUUGAUGGAAUAUCAAGUGAGGUUCUGUAGUUACUAAUUAGUGACUGCAACUGUGCAUUGUAAUUAAUUUGUUAAAUUACAAUAUUUUUUUUUUACAUUCACAUGGCAAUGCUAAGUGAAUUAUCGAAUAUGUAUUGUAUAUAUUUGCGUAGGAUAAAUAUAUACGCCAGUGACAUAUUAUGUGACAUAUUAAUACCGUAAUCGUUCGUAAAUUCGUUUCUUUUUAUCACUAAAAAUCGCUGUUUUAAUUAUCGUCCAUUAAACCCAACGUCUGUUUUGCCGUUUUUAAUUGAAAUCAGCGUUAAUUUCCAACCAGAUGAAUUUGCACUCUGCCUAAGCUACUCAGUGACGUUAAACACCGGGAAAAAUAUCACGGUGAUGUUAAAUCCCGUACAACUACCACCGCGCAGAACAGAUUUAUGCAUGACGCACAAGGUAGCACGUUUCUGCAAUGAUCGGAGCGUAAAAUGAGCAAAAAAAAGAAAUAAUCAAAUCCGAGCAUCAUUGAAUUUCAUAAAAUAAUAUU
Neodiprion fabricii is the source of this 3287-nucleotide messenger RNA. RefSeq names its product pancreatic triacylglycerol lipase-like. Lineage: Eukaryota; Metazoa; Arthropoda; Insecta; Hymenoptera; Diprionidae. Gene Ontology annotation, biological process: lipid metabolic process. Bases 194 to 1510 code for a protein of 438 amino acids. Gene Ontology annotation, molecular function: lipase activity. The record is from RefSeq and is a predicted model, not a curated record. The transcript has 6 exons.